AUGGCUGCUGCGAAAGGGAUGCUUGACCAGGUUCAUUCGAAUUUGACCCGGCAGGAUCCAGCCGACCAUAACAGCUACGUCCUGGGUCAGGUCCAAGGCCACAAUGUCGUCAUCGCCUGCCUACCUGCAGGCAUCUAUGGAACGACACCAGCUGCCACAGUCGCGAAGGACUUGCUGCGGACCUUCAAGUCAAUACGGUUCGGCUUGAUGGUUGGAAUCGGCGGUGGUGUACCGUCGCGAAAACAUGACAUUCGGCUGGGAGACAUCGUGGUUAGUCAACCCGCUGAAACAAGCGGAGGUGUCAUCCAGUACGAUCGGGGGAAGACGGCGCAGGAGGGAGAGUUCCAACGCACAGGAUCGUUGAACACACCACCUCAGGUCCUCUUAGCCGCCCUGGGUCGUCUCCAGGCCGAUCACAUGAUCGAAGAGAGCAGAGUCCCUCAGUUCGUGUCUGAGCUUAUCAGCAAAUGCCGAAAAGUCAUGAAGAAGAAGUUCAGUCAUCAGGGCGCUCCCCACGAUUAUCUCUUCCAAGCAGAGUACGACCACGUCGAUCCAGACUCUACUUGUGAUAAGUGUGAUCACAAACAAAUGAUCCAGCGGGAGGACAGGGACGACACGUAUCCAGUCAUUCAUUACGGCAACAUUGCCUCAGGCAACCAGGUAAUCAAGCAUGGAAAGACACGCGAUAAGUUAAGCAAAGAGCUUGGGGUACUCUGUUUUGAGAUGGAGGCUGCAGGACUACAAGACUUGCCAUGCCUGGUCAUCCGUGGUGUUUGCGACUACGCGGACUCUCACAAGAACAAGCGGUGGCAAGAGUACGCAGCUGCAACAGCGGCCGCUUUUGCGAAGGAGCUUCUGUCGGUCAUACCGCCGGAUAGGGUCCUGCAGGAGAAGCCUAUACCGCAGUUAGUGUCUGGUAAGUAG
Messenger RNA from Colletotrichum chrysophilum, 924 nucleotides. RefSeq lists its product as uncharacterized. The transcript has a single exon. Bases 1 to 924 code for a protein of 307 amino acids. Gene Ontology annotation, molecular function: catalytic activity. Gene Ontology annotation, biological process: nucleoside metabolic process. Lineage: Eukaryota; Fungi; Ascomycota; Sordariomycetes; Glomerellales; Glomerellaceae. The record is from RefSeq and is a predicted model, not a curated record.